Molecule: messenger RNA, 1850 nt
Organism: Lagenorhynchus albirostris (white-beaked dolphin)
Lineage: Eukaryota; Metazoa; Chordata; Mammalia; Artiodactyla; Delphinidae
Gene: GATAD1
Product: GATA zinc finger domain containing 1
Exons: 5
Coding region: 186-998 (270 amino acids)
Biological process (GO): regulation of DNA-templated transcription; chromatin organization
Cellular component (GO): nucleus
Molecular function (GO): sequence-specific DNA binding; zinc ion binding
Source: RefSeq, a predicted model, not a curated record
GCGGACCAGGCUUCCUGCCUCCAGGGGGCAGCGGCCGCGGCCUGGUCCCAGGGUGGACAGCUCGGCGCCGCGCCCGGCCGCUCUUUCUGUCUUUGGGAGUGACGGGCCGGCCAGCGGGCCGCCGAAAGCCGGCGGUCGCCAUUCCCGUGUCGCUGCGCCCGCGGGGGCCGCCCGAGCCGGCCACGAUGCCACUGGGCCUGAAGCCCACCUGCAGCGUCUGCAAGACCACAUCGUCCUCCAUGUGGAAGAAGGGCCCGCAGGGGGAGAUCCUCUGCCACCACUGCACGGGCCGGGGCGGCGCGGGCGGCGGGGGCGCCGGCUCGGGGGCGGCCGGCGGGACGGGGGGCAGUGGCGGCGGUGGCGGCUUCGGCGCGGCGACCUUCGCCAGCACCUCGGCCGCCCCUCCGCAGAGCAACGGGGGCGGGGGCGGCAAGCAGAGUAAGCAGGAAAUUCACAGGAGGUCCGCUCGGCUCAGAAACACUAAAUACAAAUCUGCUCCAGCUGCUGAAAAGAAAGUUUCCACUAAAGGAAAAGGGAGAAGACAUAUUUUUAAAUUAAAAAAUCCCAUCAAAGCCCCUGAGUCAGUUUCCACCAUAAUCACUGCAGAAUCAAUCUUCUACAAGGGAGUCUAUUACCAAAUUGGAGAUGUUGUUUCUGUAAUUGACGAACAAGAUGGAAAACCCUACUAUGCUCAGAUCAGGGGUUUUAUCCAGGACCAGUAUUGUGAGAAGAGUGCAGCACUGACGUGGCUCAUUCCCACUCUCUCUAGCCCCAGGGACCAAUUUGAUCCUGCAUCCUACAUCAUAGGACCAGAGGAGGAUCUUCCAAGGAAGAUGGAAUACUUGGAAUUUGUUUGUCAUGCACCUUCUGAAUAUUUCAAGUCACGUUCAUCACCAUUUCCCACAGUUCCCACCAGACCAGAGAAGGGCUAUAUAUGGACUCAUGUUGGACCUACUCCUGCAAUAACUAUUAAGGAAACAGUUGCCAACCAUUUGUAGUUUAAAAAGUGAACAUGGAUUUCCAGUUGUCUUGUAUUUGUACUACCAUAAGACAUGCCACAUGUUUCUUUAAUGAAAUUCUUGGAUGGAAAAAUGACUAAAAGUUUUUUCUCUACUGCCCAGUAAUCAUUAGCUUGUUUCUUACUAGUCACUUAGAAAAUUAAGAGAUAGAAAAGAAUUAAAUAUAUUUUGAAGUUAAAUAUUACAUACACAUUAAGUGUGUGUAUCCUCCCAGGCAAAGACUGUAAUUUCCAAGGAGACAAUUAGGAACAGGUAGUGUCUAUUUUUCUCCAUAAUUUAUUUCUAGAAACUCAUAAAAUGGAUUGUAUUUUUCUACAAGAAUAAAAUAUUAAUUAAGGUUUGAAUUUCUAACCAAGGGCUGAAUCAAAUAAAAUGUAGCCGUUAGCAACAGUAUCUAUCACCAAGUUUAAAAAAAAGCUUUAUUUUAUCAUCUAGAAAAUGCUGUGACAGACUGUUGGCUGCUUUAACCUUAAGGAAAGUGAUUGGUGGAUGAUGUUAUUAGCCUAGGCUUUUUAAAACUUUCAUCCAGUUCUUCUGUAGUAAGCAGGGAUUCAGAAUCAUUUGGUUGAUCUUAAUAGAGCUGCUCUUCACUGCUCUCACCUACCUUCUCAGUCAGAGUGAGGCUUAAUCAAAACAUUAAGUUUAUAGUUCAGACAGACAACUUCACUAAAAACACACAGGAAACGAACUGUUCAGACAUCCCUGAGCAGUAGUUUCUUGACCACCAUUAGAACAAACAUUGGGCAGUCAUAAAAAUGAUUAAUCAUUAGCACUGAUAUCUAAAAAAAGUCCACCCCAAAGUUAAAACCAUCUGCUAUGUACUCAUAAUAA